UAAUCUAUUCGUGCUUGGUUUCGAUUAAUGCUUUUCUGUUGUUGAAGAUGCAUACAUUUUUUCAGAUGUCCAGUUUCGCUCAGCAUGCAGAGAACUGCACUUUUAAUAUGUCCUUCCAGGGACUGACUUGGAUUUACCGAUGAUUUUUUUUUUUUGGUGCGGCGCUAAGAGAAGGCGCAUGUGCAGAAGACCGGAUUUGCGCGCCUUCUUUCAUUCCGUUAUGUAUCCCUAGCUUUCCUUCUGUACAAAGGGUAUUGGUUUACAAAUCUUUGCAAUGCAUUGUGGCAGGAGAUUGCCCUUUGCCGGUAUUAAGAGAAACUGAAAAGCAUCCAGUGGAAUGUUUAACAGCGUUGUAUAAACGCAGAUGAUGAGGGAUGCCUGGAGAAGGCCCUGGGACAUCAGCUAUGCAGAACAGGCAGGGGUACUGCAGCUGCUGCACCAUUCACUACAACAACCUGCAAGAGCAUCUUCAGAGCACCCAGCACAGACAAUAUGUUAACAGCACGAGAUACUCUGUGGUAAACAGCUGUUUGCUGGAUCGGUUUCUACAAGAUGUCUUGCAGUACCAUCCCUUCCAGUAUGAUGACAUCAGGCCUGCUUAUAUUGACCUUCCUCCUGUUGGCAUACCUCUCAUCCCAAAAGCAAAUUUCUCAGAUGUUACUCAAGUGCUUGUGCUUGAUGAUGAUGAGGAUAAAGAGAGUGUUGGAACAAGAGAAGAGCUGCCAAGCAUUUAUACUGGCAAGACAGAAAAGGUUCAAAGCAGUGAUAGUGAGUCCUGUCAGAUGUUGGAUUCUCUCGGAGGCAAGUUUUCACAAGGAGAUAGCCUGAUGACAGAGGGUUCCUCCUUGCUUCAGAAACAGAACCCAGUGAAUAGAAAAUUGCCAGAAUCUGCCAAACAACCCAAGGUUGCACACAGCAGUGUUAAAAGUAGUUUGCCAAAACAAGAUAUUUCUUCUAAGACUGUUUGUAGCCCUAUCUCACCUGGUGUACCUGAAAGCACAUCAUCUGUUGGUUUGCACAAGAACCCAACCUUUACCCAGUUUUCCACUUCCUGCAAGAUACCAUCUUCACCAUGUAGCAGUGACUGCAAGCUGAAGAAGUUAAGUAAUAGGACUCCUUGUAUUUACCACUUCUCCUCUACGCUUGACACAGCACACCACAAAAUGGCAUUAUCUUCACAUCAGAGACCUGCAGUAAUGCCAAGCAUCACUAUAAAUGUCUCCUCAGGAACAUCAUUCACAAAGCAUCGUAACUUAGAACCUCAGGACAUCACCACCACAGAGUCUCUUUCUUAUCUCAGGUUAACAGAAGCAGCUUGUGGCUUGUUUGGUGUAAGAAAAUUCCAAGCUGAAGUUGCUCAGAAGUCCCAUGUAAAGCAGAAACCGCAGGAUUACAAAAAUGUGACUGGUUCUCAUACUGCAGAGGACUCCUUGACUGACAUAAUUGAAGAAGUCAUUCAGAAGUAUUGUUAUGGAGCAGCACAGGACCAUUCAGGCUGUACAGAUGAAGAAAGCAGCAUUAACCCACCAGUAAACUGUACUAGCUCUCAGAGCUCCAGCAUUUGUUUUGACUGGGACAAACUUGUUCAGAGAGAGAACUGCCUGUGCAAAAAUGAAACUGAACUGGAGCAUCUCAGAGAAGUCAGUGUAAAUUUUAAAGACAAGCAGUAUGAACCUCAGCUUCAUUCUGUGCUUAAGAGAUUUCCUGAUGAAAAUGUAGUAUUACAUUUGUACCCCAGACCUUCUGAUGAAAGACUAAGUGUUCCUCCAUUACCAAAUGUGCCUCCAUCCUUCGUAGGAAAGACAUGGUCUCAGAUUAUGCAUGAGGAUAAUUUGAAAGUUGACCAACUAGUUAGGGAAUUCAGAGUAGGGAGGUUUAAGUGUUACUUUAAUAGUGAACCUGUAGCCAGAUAUAGUAAAGGAAAGUGCAAGCUAGUGAAGACAGAAAAGAGUGACUCUGCGAUGCCUUGUAUGCAUGCUACGUUUGAAGACAUACCUCAAGAUCUUCCUUUUCAUGAUAGUGACUCCGAUUAUCAGCCAUUUCCAUCUGAUACACCACCCAAGCUAGAUUGUUUCAAACCAGAAAGAAGGACAUUGCAUAUAGCUUCAAGAUGCCAGAUUGUGAAGGUUAGUCAUGGCACCCAGACAAGUAUUGUGAACCACCCAGUAGUGAAAAGAAAACUUGUAAGGAAAGACAAUGAGUCAUAUAGCCCACCAACAAAGGUCAGUGUACUGGAACAUGAACAGACACCUGAAAUGAAAACAAGUCUAUGUGCUGUUACGCUGCCUGAGUCUUACAGCAAAAUCAUGAGCCCCUUGCAGCCUAAAGCAGUAGUCUAUGUACUGUCUACACGUGAGAAUGCUAAGAUCUCAGCUAAUGUUGGUAGGAUUUCCAGGAAAAAAAAGCGCAGUCAGUCAUUAGACUGUAAGGGUUCCAUAAAAUACAAAUACAAAAUGUGCCCGCUUAAGUAUUACGAUCCACUGACAAAUAAGAUAAUGAAGGUUCCACCAAGAGGAUUACGUGUGAGCAAAUCUAAAAGUCCUCACAUUAGAAAAUUGUUUCGAAGCCUUAGCCCUGAUAUAAACAAGGAGAAGCUGCAUAGAGAAAGUUCAAAUUCCAUAUCUGUUAAGGGGUCUGAUCUUUGCACAGCAUCUUCAUUGUCACCGUCCUCAAAGGCAUUAAAGUUAAAAAUAGGUGAUAGUAGUAUAAGUCAGAAAGUAUUGACUCCCUCUAGAAGUGGCUCUUUGUCUUCAGUGACACAACUACCAUUCUCAUCAGACAAAUCUGGGGAUUCGUUUAAGCAGUAUGUAGUUUCUCCUUUGAAUCAGUCUUCUAAAACAAAGAGUACCAAGACUUUAUCUCCUUUUAUUCCAAAGGGAUCAAGGACAACACACAAACAGUUGAUAGCAAAAGAAAAUCCAGAGAAGAAUGUCAACAAAAAGAGGUUUAAACAGAAGCCAUCAAGUACCAUAAAAUCACUAAGAAUGCAACAAACUUGUCCUAGUAGAAAAUGUGAAAAGGGACAAAGGACUUGUGAGAAAAAAAUGCCCAGGAAAAAUAAGAAAAAGGAAAUGCCGAAAAAGCAUUUGUCUUGUACUAAUAAGAUGUCGUCAAACUUGCGUUGCCCAAAAGAGAAGGUGGGAGUGGUAGGCAAAAAAAAUCUUGUAAAAAAGCAAGUAAUAAAUAGCAGGACAAGUAGAACCCGAAUGCAGAAGACAGCAUCCAGCUGUGUUAAAGAUGGUCAGUUAGCAACUGCCUGCUGCCAGAAAGAAAAGACUUCCAAAAUUAAGAAAAAGUGUGGCAGAGACUGCAAAUCAGUAGAGAGAUCAUCUGUAAGAACUAAACAGAAGGACUGUGCUCAUUUUAUUAAAGAUAGGUGUUUGCAGGGCAGUGAUCCAAAGAUGUUUUUAAGGAGUAGAAAACUGACAGACUCAAAAGACACUAAAGAAAAAGGAAAGAAGGCUGGCACUUACUGCAGACCUAGAAAGAAAUAAAAGUAUAUUAUCUUGACUGAAAUCCAAAAUAAAUGUUUUAAGUUAUAUAUGUUUUGCACAAAGGGUGUUGCACAAUUUGCAAUCUAUGAUGCUGCUGCUAACUUUUAUACUGGUUUCUAUAAAACAUUAAAAUUAAAUAUUUUUGUUUCAUUUGAAUAACAGUGUAUGUAUUAUAUUUAAAGAACAUCUAUUUUCCUUUAAAUAUUUUCAUUGUAUCAUCGUUUUAAUGGUCACUUAUUCAAAAGUUCAAAGUAGUGACACUGUAAAAUUAACCCUGUCUUCCUGUAAGAUAUUUUUAAUAUUUCUUUAAAAAUGUUUUAAUUUAUCUGCACAUAGAAUUUAUAUAUUUUGCUCCAUGAUUUUCCCCAAAUCAAAUGCUGCACUGUUAGUUUCCUUUGUCAGAAUAAGUUGAAUAUUCAUAUAUAUGCCCAUUGUUUGUUAUUUUGUAACCAGCCAAUACCUUUUGCAUUGUGUUAUUUUAUUGUAGGUUUUUCGUUCUCACUUGAAGAAAGAAAGUUAUAUUUCUGGAUUAUUCUAUAAUCUAGGAUGCAGAAUAACUGAAAACUGAAUGAAAAUCUGUUUAUACAGCUUUACUUUUAUGUGCCCAUAUAUGUUAAUUUUUCCCUCAUAAUAUUUUUUUUCAUUUCUUCUAGGGAAAUUGUGUUUACUUUGUUUUCUGAGCUUUGUUCUAGGCCACUUGAGGGGUUACACAUUUCAUAUAAGCUACUGCUGGUGCUGUAAUAUACAGUAGAAUAUGGAAGUGUUUAUUGCCAAGUAAUUUUUGACAUGUUUGCAACAUUGUGUUAUGAAAAUAAAUAUCUGCCAGAUUUUGUUUUAGCAUAGUUUCUAUUGUUGUUAAUACACUGCUGUUGAAGUUA
Protopterus annectens (West African lungfish) is the source of this 4372-nucleotide messenger RNA. RefSeq names its product zinc finger DBF-type containing 2 (gene ZDBF2). Gene Ontology annotation, biological process: genomic imprinting; epigenetic programming of gene expression. The record is from RefSeq and is a predicted model, not a curated record. The transcript is spliced from 5 exons. NCBI's taxonomy places the organism in Eukaryota, Metazoa, Chordata, Ceratodontiformes, Protopteridae. Bases 375 to 3494 code for a protein of 1039 amino acids. Gene Ontology annotation, molecular function: zinc ion binding; nucleic acid binding.